This is a messenger RNA of Psilocybe cubensis, 648 nucleotides long. RefSeq lists its product as uncharacterized. Lineage: Eukaryota; Fungi; Basidiomycota; Agaricomycetes; Agaricales; Agrocybaceae. The record is from RefSeq and is a predicted model, not a curated record. Gene Ontology annotation, biological process: mRNA splicing, via spliceosome. Gene Ontology annotation, cellular component: nuclear speck. The coding region runs from base 1 to 648 and encodes 215 amino acids. The transcript is spliced from 5 exons. Gene Ontology annotation, molecular function: RNA binding.
AUGCCCAGAAUCCUGUUCGUCAGCGGCUUUCACCCAACCACCCGUGCCAGGGACCUAGCGUACGAGUUCGAAAGAUACGGUCCACUCGUUCGCUGCGACGUUCCAGCACCACGCAACCCCCACGCCACCCACAACCCUUAUGCAUUUGUGGAAUUCAAGAGCAAUCGCGAUGCUGAGGAUGCAUAUUAUGACAUGCAUGGCAGAUACUUUGAAGGUUCCCGCUUGAGCAUCCAGUGGGCCAAAAACCCACCUUCUUCCGUAUGGCGAUAUGAGAGGCGUAGCCCCCCUCCUUCUCACCGCUCCGGUCGCGAUCGCUCUCGCAGCCCUCGCCGCCGAGAUGAUCGUGACAGGGACCGUGACAGGCUGGACGACCGGGAUAGAGACAGGGACAGGCGCAGGAGGUCCAGAUCUCCGCCUCCUCAUCUCGACCGUGACCGUCGCAGGUCGCCAUCGCCUGACAGAAGAAGGGAUGCCAGGGAUAGAGAUAGGGGCGACAGGGACAGGGGUGAUAGGGAUAGAGAGAGGGAGAGGCCGAAGACACCGCCUGCAGAGGAACCUGUUAAGAAGGAUGAGGACAGGGAGAGGGAGCGAGACAGGCAAGAUAGGGGCGAUAAUGACCAGGUCCGCACCCCGCCUUAUGAUCACUAA